AUAAUCCGGUUUGUUUACGUGUGCAUUUUGAAUUUUUAUUUAUUCCCGAAAAAUUGGGAGUUUUGACUUAAAAUCCUCAAAGUCGUUCUUGUAGAAGAUCCAAAAGUUUUUCGUAUUUACUACUAAAAUAACAUUAAGGUUAGAAUUUCUAAUGCACCAAUCAUCAUGUCUUUUGUAGUGUAUUUAAGCAGAAGAUCGCGUACGAUACGUUUAUUGGUUUUUGGGGUGAUUUUAGUUUUAGUUAUUUACUUAUUAGCUACUUACGAUAAGGAUACGAAUAGUAAUUUUCGAUUAGCAAGGCUUACACAGAAUUUAGGAGAACGUCAGGUUCCCAGACUGAUAACGGGAUUAGGUAAUUUCGAACCCAAAGAAAUCGAAGACCGAGAUGGCCCUGGAGAAAAGGGCGCAGCCCACCAUCUGCAGCCCAGCCAACAAAACGACAUUGAUCAAUCUGAGAGCGAUUACGGCAUGUGUGUGGCUUGUUCUGAUGAAAUUUCACUUGAUCGCAGUAUUUUGGACACACGAUUACCCGAAUGCGCCCACUGGGAUUAUCCGACCGAUUUGCCCACCACUAGCGUCAUCAUAGUUUUCCACAACGAAGGCUGGUCUGUAUUGCUCCGUACAGUCCACAGCGUUCUAAACCGCACUCCCAAAUAUCUACUCAAAGAAGUUCUACUCGUCGAUGAUUUUUCUGACAAAGAAAACCUAAAGUAUGACUUGGAAAAGUACAUCGAGCAAUUUGACGGAAAAGUACGACUAAUACGUAACUCGCAAAGAGAGGGUCUGAUAAGGACGAGAAGUAGAGGAGCUGUAGAAGCUAGAGGCGAAGUUAUAGUGUAUUUGGAUGCUCACUGCGAAGUCAACACCAAUUGGCUACCUCCAUUAUUGGCCCCAAUCUACAGAGAUCGCACUAUAAUGACUGUACCGAUAAUCGACGGUAUCGAUCAUAAAACAUUCGAAUAUCGGCCGGUAUACGGCGAGGAUCGACAUUUUAGAGGCAUUUUCGAAUGGGGAAUGCUUUACAAGGAAAACGAAGUGCCUGAGAGAGAGCUGAAGUCUAGAAAACACAAUAGCGAGCCCUAUAAAAGUCCCACACACGCGGGCGGAUUAUUCGCUAUUGAUAGGAAAUAUUUCUUGGAAAUUGGCUCCUAUGAUCCUGGUUUGCUAGUUUGGGGUGGAGAGAAUUUCGAGUUGAGUUUUAAAAUAUGGCAGUGCGGAGGCAAAAUCGAAUGGGUCCCUUGCAGUCGCGUUGGUCACGUAUACCGCAGUUUCAUGCCCUAUAAUUUUGGAAAAUUGGCUCAGAAGAAAAAAGGCUCUUUGAUCACCAUCAACUACAAACGUGUAAUCGAAACGUGGUUUGACGAGAAACACAAGGAAUUUUUCUAUACUAGAGAACCAAUGGCUAGGUUCUUAGAUAUGGGUGACAUCAGCGAACAGCUGGCCUUAAAAGAUAGAUUAGGUUGCAAAAAUUUCCAGUGGUACAUGGACAAUGUAGCUUAUGACGUAUUAGAAAAAUAUCCCGAAUUACCUCCAAAUGUUCAUUUUGGUGAAUUACGUUCUGUAGCAGUUACUAAAUGUUUAGACACAUUAGGUCAUGGUCCGCCUUCUUUGAUGGCAGUCCAACACUGUCACGGUUUCGGCAACAAUCAACUCAUCAGGCUAAACGCCAAAGGUCAACUGGGAGUUGGGGAACGAUGUAUCGAAGCCGACGCCCAAGGUAUCAAGUUAGCCUUUUGCCGUUUGGGUACGGUUGACGGGCCUUGGCUUUAUGAUGAAUCGUCUCAUACUUUAAUGCAUCGGGUGCAUAAAAAAUGUAUGGCUUUGCACCCGCAAACGUCGCAUUUGUCGUUGAUGCCUUGCGAUGUUAAUAACGCCUACCAGCAAUGGGUUUUUAAGCCAUUGACGCCUAAAUGGUAGGAAGUGGACUUUUGUAAAUAUUGCAGCUGAUAAGUGUAAAUAAUAAUUUAUUGGUGGAGGACUUAGUUUUUUUUUUUUUUUAAUUAUGCAAUUAAACAAUCAUUAUUUUUAACGCUGUGUCUAGCCUCCCGGCACCGGUAUUCAUACGAAUCCCGGUUGUGACGCGUUUUAAAUGACGUCAUGAACAACCACCGGUAACUGUCGUGGAUCCCGGCUAUUGCUAUACAAGAUGUUAAUAAUUAUUAUGUUCAUUGGUAUUGGGGCAGAUUUAUUAUGAAGAGUAAAAAAAGUAAACAAAGUCGGGCGCGAUAGGCUUUUAUUAAUGGAAAAUAAAAUUAUGACUUUUAUUAUAUGUACAGUAGGGUCUUUCCCCAUAUAUUGACCCCCACACUACACGGGUUAUGUGAAGAGAUAUCAAAAAAUUGUAAAUACCAGGUGUCCCACUAAAUCGGCCAAGAGAAAUUGAUGGAAAUUAUUUUUAAGUUUCUAGGAUGACCACUAGGGGGCGCAAUUACGAUGAUAUAGCUGAAAAUUCAACUUUUCUCAAGAAAUCGCUGUAUUAAGAUACUGUUUUAACAACAGAAAUCAAAAGUUCAUUAAUUUUUGCGCCAGUUUGGUUAUUAGGCUUUUUUUCGUAUCUUCAGUAAUAAGGGUGGGGGAAGCUGGUGAAUUUUUUUUUUUCAGAAAUUGCUGUAUCUUCCAUACCCCUCAUUCAAACUCAUUCAAUUUGGGUUUAUUUGGAAGAGAAUUUCAUUGUUAUUAAGAACACCACUUCGUUCGAGGUCGAUAGUUCCCACCGCGUUUUCUAGAGAGCGCUGUUUAUUCAAGAUCCAGUUUUUUCUAAUUUUCAUGAAAAAUCCAAAUGGCAUAAUAUUUUUGUAUUGUUAUGCUUAAAGAGCAAAAAAAUAUCUACAUUUUGGCGCAAACCGCAAUUCAAAAUCUGCAUUCGUUUUCAAGUUACGUAAGGUCUAUGGUCUCCAUAAUAUCGUACCUGGCCGACCUUAGUGGGACACCCUGUACAAAAGUUUUGGGGUUUUCCCUGAAAUUUUUGAAUCCGAUGUAGAAAACUUUUUUGUUUUUUAGAAAUGUCAAAUUUUAACAGAUGGUCAGUUUUUUUCUCAUGAAACACCCCAUAUAUGACUUCAUAGUUGAAAAGAGUCAAAUUUUCUAAUUUUCAAAUAUACAGCGCGCGGUUAUCCAUAUCUUCUAUACUAACAGAGAUGAGAGAAAAAACUAAAAUACAAAACCUGUAGAUAAACAUGAGUACUUUAUUUUUUUACACAGGGUACCCCAAAACUAGAGGUUAAUAUUUUAACUGCGGAUUCUAAAUCUCAAAUUAAGAGCAAAAGUUCCCAUUAAUAUGAGUCCAAGAGUACCCUAUUUCAGGCUAUUGAAAAAGCUAUUGUCCUGAAUAAUGAAUGAAAAUAAACCAUACUAUUCCCUUUUUAAACCACUACUAUGAAAAGUGGAUUAACGAAGUACUUACCACUUUAAUACCAAUAUCACAACAAGAAACAAUUAUACACAAAAGCUAUUCCGGAAUUAAUCACAGCCUCAAGCAGCAAGAGAAACACGACUUUGAAUUUUGAAUCCAAUAGCCGGGAUCUACGAUAAAUCCCGGCGGUCGUUGAUAGCGUCAUUGAAAACGCGUCAUAACCGUCAUUCGUAUGAAUACUGGUGCCGGGAAGCUAGACACAGCGUAUUUUUAAUGGUGAAUAAAAGACUUUUUUCUGUGCCUUUUUUUCUAUACAAUUUGGGCACUAGAUCAAUGAAAAUUUCCUCCCAGUGUUAUCUGUUUCAAUCAUAUCACUAUUAAUUUUUACAAAAUGUACGUACUUAACUUAAUUGUUUUUUAUUGUUAAAUAAAUUUAUUAUAAAUAAAUGUUUUUUUUUUUAA
This is a messenger RNA of Ceutorhynchus assimilis (cabbage seed weevil), 3814 nucleotides long. NCBI's taxonomy places the organism in Eukaryota, Metazoa, Arthropoda, Insecta, Coleoptera, Curculionidae. The record is from the annotation of a GenBank genome assembly.